Messenger RNA from Culex pipiens pallens (northern house mosquito), 3380 nucleotides. RefSeq lists its product as uncharacterized. The transcript has 5 exons. Gene Ontology annotation, biological process: microtubule-based movement; mitotic spindle organization. The record is from RefSeq and is a predicted model, not a curated record. Gene Ontology annotation, molecular function: microtubule motor activity; microtubule binding; ATP binding. The coding region runs from base 194 to 2920 and encodes 908 amino acids. NCBI's taxonomy places the organism in Eukaryota, Metazoa, Arthropoda, Insecta, Diptera, Culicidae.
CAGGCCAGACAGACCCCAUUUUCCAACGGCUUGGUUCGGAUCGCGUGCGUGUCGGCGUCGUCGACGGAACGGAUUUCCACCGGAUAGAAACGAAUAAAAAAUGUCCCCGCGGUUGUUUUAGUGCUAUUUGUGGUGGUUUAUUUCAGUGAAAAUUGAUUUUUGUGUGUUUUAAAGUGAAUUUAACGAAGAAAAGAUGAAGCUCGUUACGGAUGCAAGCUGCGAGUCGCUGGAACCGGUCCGGAUCGCGAUUCGCGAGCGGCCGGUCGGGGGUGACGAGGAGGUGGAGAGCAUCGUGCAGCACCACGGGGUGAACGAUCAGAUUUUGGUGGUGGACGAGAGGCCGUUUGCGUUCGAUUACGUGUUCCGGCCGGAAACGUCCCAGGUUAUGGUUUACGACGCGUUGAUCCGGCCGCUGGUGGUGAAGAUGAUUAACGGGUUUUACUGUACGGCGUUGGCGUAUGGCCAGACGGGCACGGGCAAGACGUUCACGAUGGGUUUGCAGUGGGAUCAUAGCGGUCCGCACGAUAUUAACCGGGGUAUGAUUACGAGGGCGUUGGACCAGACGUUUGAGCUACUGCGGGAAGCGAGGAACAAGGAGGACUACGAGAUUGAGGUGUCGUUCAUUGAGAUUUACAACGAGAAGAUCUACGAUCUGCUGUCGGAGAACUCGACCGAGCCGGUCAACACCCGCGGGUGCAAGUUCAACGGCGGAACGAAGCGGCAAGUCACCCGCGCCGACCAGGCCCAGGACAUUCUGCUCGAGGGCAACAAGAACCGUCACGUCCGCCCCACCAAGAUGAACACCCUCAGUUCCCGUUCGCACGCCAUCUUCAGCAUUCACGCCUCGGUCGUCCACGACGACGCCCGGAUCGUGUCCGCGUUGCACCUGGUCGAUCUGGCCGGCUCGGAGGGUGUUCGCCGCACCGGUCACCAGGGUGCGGCCCUCGCCGAGGGUGUCCACAUCAACCAGGGUCUGCUCAGCAUUGGGAAGGUGCUGCAAGCACUCUCGAUCGGCAGCAAAGUGAUUCCGUACCGGGACAGCAUUCUCAGCACGGUGCUGCAGGAUUCGCUCAACUCGAACUCGUACCUGACGCUGCUGGCCUGCAUCAGCCCGAUGCCGGAGGAUCUGAGCGAGACGCUGUCGACGAUUCGGUUCGCGCAGGGCGCCAAGACGCUCAAGAAUAAUCCACAGAUUAAUCUGGUGGCGGCGGAGUUGAAGGCCAAAGAACGCGCCCGCACCCCAGCCAAGAACUACGUCCCCGGCGCCCUCCGGAACCGGAACCUGGCCGCCAAGACGCCCAAAUCGGCCAAACGACCUGCGGCCGGCGCCGGAUCAUCCGUCAAAAAGGUCCACAGCAACACGUUCUGCACGCCGAGCAAAAUCCGAAAAUUGGACUACGGCAAGCUCAACACUACGAUUGCGCCGGUUCCGUUCCAGAAACCGGCCCCACCGGAACCGGUUCUGGUGGCUCCGCCAACCCGGGCUGCGCUGCAGCAGAUGAUGCCACCACCGGCGCCCGUUUUUCCGAGAUUCAGUGACGUUACGGAGCGGGACUUUGACUGCAUUCCCUCGGAUUGCCGGUCGUCGAUGCUCAGCCUGAACCUGUCCAGCUCGACGUCGGUGGACGCUCCGACCUCGGCGGUGACGGCAAGCUCGUCGACGACGAGUGGCGUCUCGUCGCAGGUUUCGAGCUACAGUCCGAUCGUCAAAAAGUGCAUGGAGACCUUCGAGGCCACCAUCGAGCAAAAGUUGGCCGCCAUGUUCGAGAAGAUCCAACACUUUACCCCAGCUCCAGCGCAAGCACCAGCCCCACCACAAAUCGCGGUCAUCCCAGCCACCGCAGUCCAACCAAUCACCAUCGACUGCACCACCGACUCCCAGGCUGCUCCCGCUCCAACUCCAUCCGCCGCCUCCUCAUCCGCCAUCCCGUGGGACAUGAUCCGGCGCGAGAUCCAGGAGGCGAUCCGGUCGGAAAUGAGCACGAUCAACGACUCGCACGGACCCAAGUACGAGACGAGUACGCCGUGCCGAAGCGUCGUCAAUGAGUCACGACUUGGUCCCGUUCCGACGACGGCCAUCAAGUUGGUCAACCCGGCGCUGCAGCGGGUGAAGGGGAUGGCGGCGGCGGUCACCGUCGCGGAUGAUUCGCUCGGAGAUGGGGGUGAUUUGGACGGGACGGUCGUGAUGAACACGAAGACACCCCGGCGAUACGAGGUCAUCAGCGUGGACAGCGACGAGGAGGUCGAGGACGAUGAAGAAGGGGUCGUUGUGCGGCGGAGGAUGUCCAAGCGGCUGUCCGGAGGUGAGGUGAGACAGCCUUUCGCACGGGUUGACGCCAACGUCGUGGGUCGUAAGGUGGCCGUGGUUACGCCGAAGACCGUCCAAGUCAUGCGGGACGAAAGUGUCCUCUGGGAAGUCAAGGAUAACGGUCAGGUUCGGCGUAGAAGUACGCGAAUCUCCGACCGGAAGAGCAACGCCGCCGUCCACGUUCACAGCAAGAAAGGUUGCUGUCCGUCAACGAAGAAGAAGAAGAAGCAGCCGCGGUUUGAAGCCCUCGCGGAAGAAGAAGCCGAAGCGGAUAAGGAGAAUGAAGGCCACGUCACAAUGCGGAAGAAGGCGCCGCCUAUGACGAUCAGCAAUAAGGUUAUCGCCGGGUACUUCCAGACGCCGGGGGCUGGAGGUGGGAAGAAGGACGCCAAGAUGACCGCGUCCAAGCACGGCAAGGCCGUGCUGGAUUUGGUCAACCGGGGUAGCAUCAAGGAGGUGCAGAUCCUGCCCACGGUGGGGCUGAAGAUGGCCUACCAGAUCGUUACGCAUCGCACCAUCAACGGCAAGUUCAAAAAGAUCGACGAUUUGUCGAAGCUUUUCGUCGGUGGCAAAAAGUGGACCAAGUUCCUCGAGGCAAACUAUCUGUCCUAAUCGCGACAAAGAGAAGGCAAAAGCUCGCUCGUAUAACAGCUUACGGAUAGCGCGGCUAAAAGCAACCCUCCCCCCUAAGGUUUAAUUUCAUCUCUUUUGUGGUCUCGUCUUUAUUUUGUAACAAUUUAGUGAUAAUUUUUUAGCUAUCUAAGUUCGCGCCCUCAUCGCAAACACACGAGGUAAGUCGUUCUUACAACUCGUGUUUUUCAUCUCAUCUGUCGACAGUCCAUAAUCAAUCGCACUAGAAUUAGAAGAAAUACUAUUGAAUACACUGUAAGUCUUAGAUUCGUUCAAGUGAUCGCUCGAUGCUGCUCAAUUCGAUGAGUAACAAUUAUUUUCGAUAGAUUUUUUACUUAUUAUUUUGAAAUCCAAAACCAGCUAAAAAUUUGAGUAAAAAAUGUAAACAUUUCCUAAACUUAAACGUUAAAACAAAACAAUACAAUACAAAAUCGUUGGGCCU